This is a messenger RNA of Malaclemys terrapin pileata, 1382 nucleotides long. RefSeq names its product glutamate rich 1 (gene ERICH1). The record is from RefSeq and is a predicted model, not a curated record. Bases 65 to 1027 code for a protein of 320 amino acids. Lineage: Eukaryota; Metazoa; Chordata; Testudines; Emydidae. The transcript has 6 exons.
AAAGGCGGAAGCCUGGGGCGCGCUGUCGGGGCCGUGCGCUGCGGCCGGAGCUGCUUGUGGGACCAUGUCUGUCGGCAGGAGGCAAGUGUUCAUAGGGAAAGUACUGAAGAGGCUCUUUGCUGCUACUCCCUCCACUUCUUAUAUGCCUGUUCCAAGUGGAGAAGAGAUGGUACUAAAAACUCCUGCCUCAAAACCACAGCAGAAGGAUUCUGAGAAUGCUCAGGCUUCAUCAGAAUGUGCCAGUUCCCCAGGUAGGGAAAAUGAAAUCCUGCUUCCAAGGUUAUACACAGUAAGUCUUCCUCCUGAAGGCUACAUCCCAGAUAAUCCAAGAACAGAUAGUCCCACAAAUGCUGAAAACUCAGAGAGUAGUGAUGAUGCAGCAGAGGAGGAUUCUCAUGGACAACCCAAGAGAAGGCGCAUUCGAAGGAAGAAACGAAAGAACACUGUUGGAAAUCCUGAUAAUUUACAUGGCGAACAAACAGAAUCUGGGAAGCAUGAGACUCUGUUUCAAGAUAAUUUACAGCUGCAGCAGACAGACGGCACAAAAGUUAGCAAAAACAAAAAGAGGAAAAUGAAAAAGAAACGACAAAAAGAAAAGAUGAAAGCAGCUGGCAUGCUAACAAAAACCACUGGUGUGGAUUUUACAUAUCAGCCUGAGAAGGACAACAGUGAAAGAGCAGACUUUAAAGACAUAUAUGAAAAAGCAGAUGGCGUUCUGGACUUCUUGCAGGCAACACAAGAAAUCUAUUUUGCUGACAAUAAAUCAAAAUGCACAGAUUCACCUAUGAGUUCAGCAACCGUCCAAGAGAUUUUACAACAUCUUGAAUCUCACAGCAUGGCUUCCUCAGAUGUGACACUUCUACAUCAGAUGAAAUCCCUUGUACUUUUGCAGGAUACUGAGAGAUUGAAGGGCAUUUUGGAACAAUUCCAAGAACAUUCCAUGAUGCUGCCUGAUCAUGCCAAGAUAAUCUCUUCUCUGUUCCACUACUGGAUUACAGAUAUCCUUCCCGUGAAGAACAGGAAAUAAAGCAUGUGUGUGUGUCCAUCUGUGCAGAGUUAAAAUUUAAUGUACAAACUGUAAGCUGAAUAGCGAAUGUUCAGAAAUAGCAGUGUACAUGCUGUAUAUUCAGCAAGGUAAAUGAGGUAUUUUUCAUAUCAUUGACUUCCUCCAAAAGACAAUGGGCAAUAUAAAAGUACUUUGAUUUUGUAUUUUGGUUGGUUGGGAACAUCUUACAUAUGAGCAUGCAUCAACCAAAUCAUUUAACAUAGACCCUGUGCAAACAGAUGCAGCUUUUUGCCGGAUUAGGGACAUAUAGGAUGGUUUCUGGUGCUCAAACCCUUUUGAUUCAAGAAAAAAGAACAGGAGUACUUGUGGCACCUUA